AUGCGUUCUAUCAGCGCUGAAGACCAGAAGAUCAAUACCAUACGGGCUCUUGCUGACCUCUUCACCUGCCCCCUCACCAGCUUCCCCAUCAGCGUGGGACUAUUCUGUGAUGAGCCCAUUCAUGGUCCGAACGGCACGCUGUCCAGAUUAGAAGGUGAGAUCGAGGCGCUAGUACAGCUACAAACGCAGUACAAACUGAACACAAAUGCAGCCCUCCUCUACUCACCGGCAAUUCUCAUUCUCCUGCUGGCCUACGUCCUCGGAAUCUUCCUCACCUGGCAGGUUGGCGUCCUUAUCGGCGUACUGGGUCUGUUAAUCCAAUUCGUCUUCUUAGGUAGGUACUCCCAUCUGUCAUGGAAAGUAUUUAUGGACGACUUGCCGUUUUACCGUGGAUUACAGUAUCAUUAA
Dibothriocephalus latus is the source of this 408-nucleotide messenger RNA. Lineage: Eukaryota; Metazoa; Platyhelminthes; Cestoda; Diphyllobothriidea; Diphyllobothriidae. The record is from the annotation of a GenBank genome assembly.